UAUACAAAUCAAAUCUUUAAGCAGACAUGGACAUGUACGACCCACAAACCUUGGGCUUCAUGGUGUUUGGUGGCUUCAUGGUCAUCUCUGCGAUUGGAAUUUUCUUGGUCUCCACCUUCUCCAUGAAGGAAACAUCCUACGAAGAAGCCUUGGCAAAACAGAAGAAAGAGCAGGAAAAGGCUCAACAGGCUAAAUCUGAAAAGAAGAAGAAAGAAAAAUCUGUAGAGAAGAAAGGAAAACCAAAGAAAAGAGACGAGAAACCCAAUGGGAGAAUCCCAGAAGCUGAGCCCGUGCAGGAUGUCUCAGAAGCUGAAGUCGAAGUUGAACCUGUUAUUGUGCCAACUAUUGAGCCUCCUAUUAUGGCCGUUUCGUCUCCUCUUCCUCCUGAGUCUUCUCCCCCAGCCUCCAAAGAAAAGAGGAAGAAGGAAAAAAAGGUUGCCAAAGUUGAACCUGCCCCAAAUCCUGUUUCAGCCCAGGCUCCAGUCGGCAGCUCAUCUAAACAAGCUUCUGCACCUGCGGUGGAGAUGGUUACUAGGGAAGUGCCUGUAAUGGCAGUCCCACCCGUGGGUGCCCAGCAGGUUGCACCCAUUGCUGCUACUCCUUCUCCUGGAGGUGCCAAAAAGAUUGAAGCAACUGCCAACCAAGAUGAAGCAAAACAAGAUGCCCCAGCCAAGAAGAAGAUUGCAUCUAAGAAAAAGCCCGAGCCCAUCAAUGUUCCUGCUGACACCUUGGAUGGCCCUCUCUACAUUCCUUACAAAACCCUGCUUUCCACAGUGAGCAGUAUGGAUUUCAGCGAGGGGGAGGCCCAGCAGCUCAUCGAGAUCCUGAUGGACAAGGCCGGCAUUGUGCAGGACACCUGGCACACAGCUACUCAAAAAGGAGACCCAGUAACAGCUCUGAAACGCCAACUGGAUGAGAAAGAGAAGCAGCUUGUAGCAGAACAAGAGGAUUCCAGUGCAGCCAAAAGCAAGCUUCGGGAAGUCAACAAGGAACUUGCAGCUGAAAAAGCCAAAGCCUCAGCCAAUGAAACAAAACUAAAGGAGCAGUUGACGAUGCGGGAGGAGGAGUUAAAUGCGAUGCAGACCCGUAUGCAGGCCAGUUACCAGGACCAUGUGGCUGAGACACAGCAACUACAGGCUAAGAUCCGAGGGCUCCAAGAACAGCUGGAGAAUGGACCAACAGCCCAGAUAGCCCGGCUCCAGCAGGAGAACUCCAUUUUAAGAGAUGCCCUCAACCAGGCAACAAGCCAGAUUGAAAGCAAGCAGAAUGCCGAACUGGCUAAAUUGCGGCAGGAGUGUGCCAAACUAACCAAGGAGCUGAGCGAGAAGUCAGAGGCCCUCCAGCAGGACGAGCAGCAGAGGAAGGUUCUGGAGGGCAAAGCCAGCAAGUAUGAACAGCAGCUUACUGAGCUUCAGUCAAAUCAGCAAGAGACAGAGAGGAUGUUACAGAAACGACUUGAUGAUGUUAGCGAGGAGCUUCGUAAGUCCCAGAGUAACUAUUCCAGCCUGCUGACAGAUACCGAGAAAACGAGAGGGGAACUGUGCACUACACUCAGUAGCUUCACCGAUCUUCAGGCUAAAAUGGUAUCCACAGAGGCUGACCUGAAGAGCAAAGUGGAGGAGCUGGAGAAGCUACACAGUCAGCUGAUGGAGGCUGGCUCAGAGAAAGAACGUCUCGAGGAAAGAAUCAAGUCAAUCGAAGCUCUACUGGAGGCCAGUCAGAACAAAGAAACAGAGAAAGAACAUCCAGUUCAGGCCACCCAACAGGAAGAACUGGAACAGUUGGGGACCAGGCUAAAGGAUAAAGAUGUUCAGAUUACCACUUUGGAACAGGAGGUACUGCAGCUCAAAGAAACAAUUGAACAGCAAAAAAACAAAAACAAUGACCUUCGAGCGAAAAACUGGAAGGCCAUGGAGGCUUUGGCAUCAGCCGAAAAAAUGAGCGGGGAGAAAUUCAUUGCUGCUAAGCAAAUAAAGGAAGAGGCAGAGAACCAACUAAGAUUGGUCUGCACACAAACCAAAGAAAUGCUUCAGGGGCUCUUCCCAGAGGUGUCUGUAUCAUCACAACAGCUUUAUAGCGAUUGGUUGCAAGAGUUCAAACAGAAGACACUGGAUUUCCUGAACCAGCCAAAUAAAGAUUCCUCAAAUCUAGCACUUAAGUUAAAAGAAGCAGAAGAAGCCCGAAGCACUUUACAAGCAGAUUGUGACCAGUACAGAACAGUUCUCGCCGAGACAGAGGGAAUGUUGAAAGACCUGCAGAAAAGCGUGGAAGAGGAGGAGCACGUAUGGAAAGGAAAGUUAGCAGAGUCCGAGGCACAAGUUCAGAAGGCACAGCUACAAGUAAAAAAGUUAGAGGACAUGCUGGAGAAAAUGAAGCUAGAAGCCCAAAACACAGAACAGAUGAAGGAUCGUGUUGUUGAAUUGGAGGUACAGCUACAGUACCAAUUAGAAUCUGCAGACUCAGUGUGUCAGAAAUACUCAGUAGAAGUAAAAGAGUUGAGCGAGCUCCUAAAUGAUGCACAAAGCCAGCUUGAAAUAGCCAAUAAAGAGGUACAGAAACACAGUGAGGAGCUUUCACAGGUGAGGCAGCGUCUGUCUACAAUGGAGACCCAUAUGCGUGAUGGAGAGUUGGCUGAAUCAUUGUCUGAUCAAGUUGAGCCUGCCAAGUUUAAAACCCAGUUGGAAGAAACUGUGACCAGUGAGCAGAUACAAAGACAGCAGCUGGCUGAGGAAUUUGAAAAGGCCCAGAGAUCUGCACUAAACUUACAGGAAGAGCUGGAAAAGUUGAGAGCAGCAGGGGACAGUGUCACCUGUGCCGGAGAGGAUAUCGUUCAACUAAAGGAAAGACUUAACAAGGAAAAGAAAAUGACCAAGGACUUGAGUGAAGCUGCUGCAAAACUCCAGCAGAUGCUGAAGGCUACCCAGGAACAACUUAACAAGGAAAAAGAAACUGUUGUGAAGCUACAAACACAGAGACAGGAAAAGGAAGAGGAGAAAGCAGUGACGGAGGAAGGUAUGAAGGAGGGGACAUCCGUCUAAAGAGUCUACAGUUGCAGUGAACACUACUCGAACUUGCCAGAUGCCUUACAGAUAUAAUAGUUCUUAUGCCAUUCCUAAACUGUGCGCUCAGUAUUGUACCGUAGUUAAUUAUGAACUGUUAGUGAGCCAGUCAAAAGUUUGAGAAAAGUUCCAGUCACCAGUUUUUUUAAAAAGCUUUUUUGACUUUUCUUCUCCUUUUAAGACACAUUACAGUGAAUGAGCUCUGACUGUGUCAGUGAUCUGAAAUCUAGAUGUCCACUUUGUAUAUGAAACAAAAUGACCUGAAUGCUCAGUUUACAUGAAAAGGGAAGCAAAUGUACUGUUGUGGGGAACGUACAUUGAAUUGUGCAAUUAUUAUUAUUUUUUCUUCAAGGAAAAAUGAAUAAGCAAGAGAAAAGGAGCAAGUGAAGUUUAGGUCUUUCAAUGAUUUUUAUUCAGCUGUGAGGCAAACCUUGGCCAGUGACAUGAUUGGGUUGUCAACAGAACAAGUUUUCACAACGUUCUUUUUUGUUUUUCUAAAAGUUGUCCGUACGACAAAUAAAACAUUGUAACCGUU
This is a messenger RNA of Rhincodon typus (whale shark), 3594 nucleotides long. Its product is annotated as ribosome-binding protein 1. The transcript is spliced from 23 exons. The record is from RefSeq and is a predicted model, not a curated record. Gene Ontology annotation, cellular component: endoplasmic reticulum membrane. Lineage: Eukaryota; Metazoa; Chordata; Chondrichthyes; Orectolobiformes; Rhincodontidae. Gene Ontology annotation, biological process: protein transport. Bases 27 to 3038 code for a protein of 1003 amino acids.